Molecule: messenger RNA, 519 nt
Organism: Capsicum annuum
Lineage: Eukaryota; Viridiplantae; Streptophyta; Magnoliopsida; Solanales; Solanaceae
Product: F-box/kelch-repeat protein At3g06240-like
Exons: 1
Coding region: 1-519 (172 amino acids)
Source: RefSeq, a predicted model, not a curated record
AUGGUUAUUCAAACAUUUGAGGAAGUACCAAAACUUGAUUGUCCUUCAAACGCUGAACUAUGGCGUUGCUUCUUAUAUUGUUGUUAUGAUAGCUUGGCGCUUAUCGGGGUUUAUAAUUAUCGUGAUCAUACCCAUCAACUUUGGCUAUGGAACCCAUCCACCAGAGAAUCAAUAGUACUUCCCGGUCCUAAAUUUCCACCGGAGCUUUUUUGCACCUGGGGAUUGGGAUAUGACUCAGUUAGCGACGACUAUAAGAUCCUUAAGAUUGAUCUAAAAUCACGCAGUGAAAUUCUCACGUUGAAAAGUGGCUCCUGGAGAUUAACGAAUAAAUAUCCUACUGAUAUUCUCCCUGCACUAUUUUGUACCGACUCUUUGGUAUUUGUGCACGGAGCAUUUCAUUGGAUCGAUGAAAUAACAAGAUUUACGGUGAGUGCAUUGAGUAUUUCAAGUGAGGUGUACACGGAGAUACCGUUGCCAGAGCAAAUGCUCUCGAUUUACAACCAGACGUGGGGUGUUUAA